ACAUCCAAGCAUCUCACAUUGCCGUUAUAAGCAAAGUUGACAUAAAUAUACACAUAUGCAGCCUCAAUAUUGUCCAACGAUAUAAAACGUCGUCCAUGAUCGAUGAUGCUAUACUAAUCAGAGUUUAACGCCCGCUCAGGGGUACGAGUAUGAAACAAGGAUCUACUCUUUAAAGUCUGCUCUAUGAUUGUGGCUGGUGGAGAUAGGUAGGGUAUACGAAGUUGAAAGAUAUUAGGUAAAAGCUACGAGAUAAGGUCAGCUUGCAGUCGAUAUUAACUAGGGGGUGGCAAAUAAAAUAUUUGCCCUAAACUGACAUUACGAAAAUGCUGCGCCAACAGGUUCGAUGCGCAACCAACAUACUUAGCAGUUAGCAGCAUAAAAGCUACCAACUCAUAGCAUAUUGUAGUACCAUUGCACUACAGUUUAUUCGAAUACUUUGGUUCUUGAGAAAUAUGAGCUUAAUAAACGCGGACGUCAGCCAAGCUGUUACUCUCAUUGAACAGCUGAGCGUUGCUUCUCCCAAGUUAUCCAGUGGCGACCAAACUGCCAGGAAGGAAGCUUUAGAGUUAAGCCGAAAAGUCACUGCUUCACUAGAACAACCCGGGGAUGCUGCCGUAGGUUUAGCUUUUGCUCCUUUUAUAACCAUUGCCGCAAGAAUUGCUGUGGGUCUCGGCCUCUUCAAACACGUUGUCAACUAUGGCGAUGCGGUCACCUCUGAGGAGCUAGCUUCACUGUCAGGCGGAGAGGAGUUGUUGAUCAUUCGAGUCCUUAGACCACUAUCCGCAAUAGGAUUCGUUGAAGAGGUUGGCGAGCGUAAGUGGAAAGCGACACCUAUCACCAAUGCUAUGGCGACAGAUGAAAUAGCUGCAGGGCAUAGGAUGAUUGGUGAAAUGAUAAUCGGAGCAGCUACCAAGGGACCUAAAUAUCUUGAAGAAGUUGGUUAUCGUUGUCCAACUGACCCUCACGACGGCUUCAUGCAGUACGCCUUUCAGACAAAAUUCAACGUUUUCGGUCUGUUUAAUAGUAUGCCGCGCGUUUUGAACGACUUCAAUUUAUUCAUGGGUAAUACCUUAGGGGCCAGAAAUUACUGGGUAGAUUGGUAUCCGAUUGAGGAGCAACUUCUCAACGAAAUUAAUGCCGAAACGCCGCUACUCGUUGAUGUUGGAGCAGGAAAGGGGCACGACUUAAUCGCAUUUCGCGAAAAGUACCCGAACCAUGAGGGGCGUCUGAUUCUCCAGGAUAUCGCACCUGUAAUCGAUAAUAUACAGGGAAUUGACCCAGAUAUUGAGCUCAUGACCUAUGAUUUCUUUAGUGAACAACCGGUAAAGGGGGCGAGAUCGUAUUUUUUCCACCAUAUCCUACACGAUUGGUCCAACUACAAGUGUCUUGAAAUUCUCAAGAAUGUCAAGAAAGCCAUAAAACCAGGCUAUUCCAAGCUACUGUUGCAUGAAAUGAUCUUAGCGGAGCAAGGUGCCCCAGUUUUUCAUGCUAUGCUUGACAUGACAAUGAUGGCGUUCAACUCGGGCAUGGAAAGGACUCAAAGACAAUGGAAGGAGCUAUUGGAGGAGGCUGGCCUAGAGGUGGUAAAAUUCUGGCUGCCCCCACAGGAAGAUGCAGACGGCAUUGUUGAAGCAAUGCUGAAGGAGUGAUUAGAUCACCUCAUAAGAAAAAAAUGUUUUGUUUUUUUCCGAUAGUGUAGUGUCAAUUUCCUUGUCGCUAUUGUACUAAAUAAAGUUUGUGCGAAGAUGGACCCUGCUGUUCCGCCGUGUUUGCUAGGCUCACAGGUCGGCAUUCCGUUGGCAGCCACGUUCGGGGCAUAGAUCAAAGGGACCUACGGGCAAACGCGCGGAAAGCACGGAGCAGCACAACACCAACGCGCCUUCGACUCCGGCGUGUUUGGUCCCCCGGGUGCGCCGUACUAGGAGAAGC
Messenger RNA from Hypoxylon trugodes, 1929 nucleotides. Its product is annotated as putative O-methyltransferase. The record is from RefSeq and is a predicted model, not a curated record. The transcript is spliced from 5 exons. Gene Ontology annotation, molecular function: O-methyltransferase activity. Lineage: Eukaryota; Fungi; Ascomycota; Sordariomycetes; Xylariales; Hypoxylaceae. Bases 453 to 1649 code for a protein of 398 amino acids.